GAACCACACCCAUUGUGAAAUUUGUGCAAUAACGAAGUGCACGUGUAUGUGCACUACUUCAUGUUUAUGUUCUAUGAUCUUUGUAUCCUUUGCUGCUUACACACAAAGAUUUGCGUACUAUAUUAUUCGAGAGAGACAGAUGUCGAAUCUCAUGUCCUCCCCCUUUUUCCUCCCGUCUCUCGAAUCACUUCACUGCGGUUUUCCGGCGAACCCACCAUGGAUAAAGAACCACUUCUUCCGACAAACACGUCAACGCCGAGAACGCCGACCCCUCUUUGCACUCUCCCUGAAGAUAACGAAAUCUCAAUCCCUUUAUCUUUAACUCCUUCAGAACUCAAGGAUAUACUCAUCUUCGGUUCCCCAAAAGAACCAUCUUCCACCAUUGUUGACGCCUUAGUUUCGACCUUGAACAACCCUCCCCAGAGAUCGUUUUCUUCCGAUUUCAAUUCAAUUUCCGAUCAACAACCAAUUUCGACACCCCAAUCAUGGUUAAUCGAUCCCAAUUACUCAUUUGGGAAAACCAAUCUCCACCGCUCAAAAACCGCCCCCGCCAUGGCUGCCAUCAACGACCUCGAACCCCCAUCAGAAUCCAAACCACCACAAUCAUCUUCAUCAUCCAUCGUUCGUCAAGCAGUUCUACUCUUAAUCCUCUACUUAUCCCUCGGCGUAAUCAUCUACUGGUACAACAGAGACCAUUUCGUCGCUUCAGAAACCCAUGUCGUCGUCGACGCUCUUUACUUCUGCAUAGUAACAAUGUGCACAAUAGGAUACGGCGACAUAACUCCAAACAACCUCGUCACUAAACUCUUCUCAAUCCUGUUUGUGUUAAUCGGAUUCGGGUUUAUCGAUAUUUUACUUAGCGGAAUGGUGAGCUACGUUCUUGAUUUACAAGAGAAUCAUCUACUCCAAUCUUUAAAAAACGGAAACAAUCAAGAUCACCCUUCUUACAUAAUCGAUGUGAAAAAGGGUCGCAUGAGGAUUCGAAUGAAAGUAGGGUUAGCUUUAGGGGUUGUGAUUCUUUGUAUCGGUGUUGGUGUUGUUGUGUUGCAUUACGUGGAGCGAUUGGAUUGGCUGGAUUCGUUUUAUUUGUCAGUUAUGUCGGUUACUACAGUUGGGUAUGGUGAUAGAGCAUUUAGAACAAUGGCGGGAAGGAUUUUUGCAUCGAUUUGGUUGCUUGUGUCAACUCUUGCAGUAGCUAGGGCUUUUCUUUAUUUGGCUGAAGCUAGGGUUGAUAAAAGACAUAGGAAAAUGGCGAAAUGGGUUCUUGAUCAAGGUUUGACUGUUUCUCAGUUUCUUGCAGCUGAUAUUGAUAAUAAUGGCUAUGUGAGCAAGUCGGAGUUUGUGAUAUACAAGCUAAAAGAAAUGGGAAAAGUCUCGGAGAAAGACAUAUUACAAAUAUGCAAAAUAUUUGAUCGACUCGAUGCUGGAAAUUGUGGGAAGAUUAUGUUGGCUGACCUUUUGUACACUCACCAUAAUUGAAAAAGUUGAAAAUUGGGAUAAAAAGAUUCCAAUGAGUGGAGGCAUGUGAAAAAGAAAAAGGUGGCCCUACUCAAUGGAUGCAAGAUAAGACUUGUUUAUUAUAGCAUCCUACUUUCAUUUAUUUAUUUUAUGUUGUUUCGUUUGUAGAUUUUGUAGUGUAUCUAGACAUUAAAAAACGUGUAAGAUAAGAAUAGGGAUAAAUGGCAAGAAAUAGCAAUGUGCUUUCAUUAGCAUCCUAC
Messenger RNA from Lactuca virosa, 1718 nucleotides. Lineage: Eukaryota; Viridiplantae; Streptophyta; Magnoliopsida; Asterales; Asteraceae. The record is from the annotation of a GenBank genome assembly.